UCUCUCUCUCUCUAAUAUCAUUAAGUUGAACAUACCAAACUAGAACUCGAUAGUCCACACAAAAAAAAUCUCUCUCUCUCUAAUAUCAUUAAGCUUAACGCACCAAACAAGAACACGAUAGUCCACACAAAAAAAAAAAAUGAUCUUCAAUUUUGAUUUAAUUUUGUAGCUGUGUGGGAUUUUAUCCCCCCCCCCCCCCCCCCCCCUUCUCUCUCUCUCUCUCUGUGUGUUAAUUGUUAAAUUGGUAGAGAAAAUAGUCUUUGCAGCCGGGUUGGGCAAAUGGGUUCAGUGGCAAUAUCCCCUGAAAGUGAGCAUGUACGUGAGAGUUGGGAAGAACAAAGGGUGGAUUUCGAUGACACUGACAUAGAGCGCAGCAAAGUGGGGAUCAUGAGAGCCAUUGUUGAAGGUCAAGACCCUUCUGCCAAGGAAGUGGAUGACCUGAUGAUCCGGAGAUUUCUAAGAGCUCGUGAUCUGGACAUUGAGAAGGGUUCUAACCUACUUGUGAAAUACCUGAACUGGAGGCGAGAGUUUGUUCCAAAGGGCUCCAUAUCUGCAUCAGAAAUUCCAAAUGAACUUGCCCAAAACAAGUUGUUUAUGCAGGGAGUGGACAAGAUGGGGCGACCCGUAGUAGUUGGUUUUGGCGGCCGACACAAACCCGCUAAGGGGGGUCUAGAGGAGUUCAAGCGUUUUGUGGUUUAUAGUCUCGACAAGAUAUGCGCCAGAAUGCCAAACGGACAAGAGAAAUUCCUUUGUAUUGGAGACUUUGAGGGAUGGGGAUACACCAACAGUGACGUUCGAGGAUACCUGGCAGCUCUGUCGAUCUUACAGGAUUGCUACCCUGAGAGACUUGGGAAGUUAUUUGUAAUCCACGUGCCUUACUUGUUUAUGACGGCAUGGAAAGCUGUGUAUCCAUUUAUCGACAAGAAAACGAAGAAGAAGAUAGUAUUUGUAGAGGACAGGAAACUGACUUCGACUCUGCUGGCUGACAUCGAUGAGAGUCAACUUGCAGACAUUUAUGGAGGCAAGUUACCAUUAGUUCCAAUGCAAGAUUGUUAAUUAACUGAUUAACGUGAGCCACUUCGUUCGAAUUGUUGUAUCUAUUAGCAAGACUUAAGACUUAAUUAGCUGAUUCUUAAUUAUCUGUUGCUUUACUCAUUUUUAAACCACGAGAUGCCACUGUUGUUUGUGUUGAAGGCUGUUCAUUCAUCUUAUAUAUGUUAAUGUAAUAGCUACUAUUCCAUUUAGAUGUUUGCUUAUAAUAUGUUAGUACUGGUACUUUUCCAUUUA
Molecule: messenger RNA, 1287 nt
Organism: Diospyros lotus (date-plum)
Lineage: Eukaryota; Viridiplantae; Streptophyta; Magnoliopsida; Ericales; Ebenaceae
Exons: 6
Coding region: 280-1056 (258 amino acids)
Source: RefSeq, a predicted model, not a curated record